GCAAAGCAAGCUUAUGUUCCUGUUCUUACAGAUACGCCAAAUCCUUGAAUUUUAAAAGAGAGAGGACUUAAGAAAUCGUGGAGUUGAUACUGUUUAUUAUCUCAAUCUUGACUAACGAUUUGCAGGUUCCUUUCCGAGAUACGAAACUCUCUGAUUGAUUCCUUUGCUGUAACUCUACGCAUUUGCCCGGGUUCCGAGAUUUGAUUUUGGCGUAUGGUGCUGUGUUAUGGCGGCGGAGUUGCCGAAUCCCCGGGAUAUACCCCCACGCCUUUUAGGGUUUCUGGACGACCUUUUCACCGCCGAUCAACGGGAUGAUCACCCAUCUUCGUCUUCAUAUGAUACUGCUCGCGGUCUGGCGGCGCAGUUAAGCAGAGAGAGUACUGGAUUGGACGGUGAUCUUCUGCUUCUCCGCCAGAACCUCUCCAGCCUCCUGGUUGCUUGGAUUUCUCGUUCGUUUUCUGCCAAAGCCGCUCUCCAAAACCUCCAUCUCAACUUGCAAAAAACGAAACCAACAGCAACGACGACGCCCCCGUAUGGGAUUGGCUCCACUACAUUCCAGAAGAUGUUAUGCGAGGACUUACCUCGGCUUGCAGCGGAAUUGAAGCGAAUUGAAAAGAUUCGGCUUUAUGCAGACAUUACUCUACAGUUAGAAGCAAUGGUUGGAGAUCUAGAGGAUGCAGUUUUGUCUGUUGUGAACCAACGGGCUAGAAAUGCACUCAUGGAUCAUGAAUCAAGGCAAGAAAUGUUCUUUCAAGCUGUAAGAUUCAUGAAUGAUAUUGAAGAAAUCCUAGCCAGUCCUGUGAAAUUCCAACCUCACUGGUAUCAUCUUUUGAAGUCUGUGGAUUCUAGGGUGGAUAACAUAUUGACUUUGCUGCGGCCACUAGUUCUUGCAGAUCACCGAGCUGUUCUUUCAUCUCUUGGAUGGCCACCAAAAGUUUGGACAGCAGAAACACAAAAUAGGAAGACCUCAAUCCUUCCAAAUCCACUAGUUUUAAUGCAAGUAGACAGACAGAAGGCAUAUUCUAAGAGUUUCCUAGCUCUUUGUGCUUUGCAACAUGUGCAGAAACAUAGAGAAGAGCGGCAACUUGGCCUUGUGGGACAGAAGGAAAAAUUGACCAUUGGGCUUUGGGCCAUUGAUGAACUGGUAUCUCCUAUUGCAUCAAGGAUGGAAUAUCACAUCUUGAAAUGGACCGAUCAACCUGAAUUUAUGUUUGCACUUGUUUACAAGAUCACCAGGGAUUUCAUAGUUGGAGUGGAUGAUGUUUUGCAGCCUCUCAUUGAUAAAACAAGACUGGUGAGCUUUAGUGCUAAAGAAUCUUGGGUAUCUGCAAUGGUCCAAUCUAUUUCUGCUUUCUUAACAAAGCGAGUUUUCUCUGUUCUUUCUGAAAGAUACAGAGAGAAAGAAACUAGAUUGGAGGUUAUUACAUCAUGGCUUCAUUUAGUUGACCUUAUGGUUAGUUUUGAUAAGAAGAUGUUGUCACUUCUAAGUUCAGAACAUUAUCUCUUCAUGGGGGAUGCUGAAAGGCUUGAAGGAUCUUCAAGGUAUUUAUCCGUGUUCUCAGUAUUUUCAGAUAGGCCUGAUUGGCUCAAAAUUUGGGGAAAAAUAGAGAUAAAGGAGGGUACUGUAAAACUAAAGGCAGAACUAAAACAUGAAAGAGCCUGGUUGUUCGAGAUUAAAGAGGAAGCUUCAUCUGCUAUUGACAGAACAAAUAAGCAAUUUCUUCUCUAUACUAGGGAAGACCACAAAGCCCCUUUGAUUGUGGAAUCUGCUCUCAAACUUGCUUGGGAAAUGAUUGAUCGUGGCAAAAAUUUACCAGACAUUCUAUCAAGGAUCCAAUUUAUCAGGUCAACAGCAACAAAACUUCUCUGGUAUUUUUUCAAUUCACUACUUUUGCAGUACAAAAGGACCGAGUGCCUUGCUCAUGAUUGUAGCAAUGAUUCCUUGCUGACAAGAUAUGGGGUUAUCAAUGCUGCUAGAUACUGCGAAUAUAAGCUCCAGGAAUGGAGUGAUGAUGUUAACUUUUUGGAGAUGAAAAUUGCUGAAAGUGAAUAUAAUGCCUGUGUAAAAGGUGAUGGAGAUGAUAAUCGUCGCUUCUUUGGAGAAGAAAUCAAGUGCUUAGCCGAUCUCCAGGUAAAUUGCCUAAUGGAAAUAAUUGCCGGUAUUCUUUAUCAAUUUGAAACUCUUACCCAGGAGUACAUCCAAAAUAAAGAACAAUUCAAACAAGAGAAAGAAGAUGCUAGUGGAUUUGGAGCUUCAAUGUGCAUGAAUUUUCCUGUAUCUGAUGACUUCCUUGAAGCACUGGAUAGUCUGAGGAGUCAGCUCUGCAUAAUCCAUGCAAACCUUAAUCCAUUGGACUUCUCGGAUCUGUGGAGAAGCGUUGUCGAUGGGCUCGAUCGAUUUGUUUUUAGCAGCAUGUUCAUGAAUGGCUAUAGAUUGUCUCAAAGGGGGAUUGAUCAGUUAAGAGCUGAUAUGCAGGCAUUGUUUCUUGUUUUUAAGCCAUUUUGUGCCAGGCCUGAAGCCUUCUUUCCCCGUGUUAGAAAUGCUCUUAAGCUGCUAGAUAUGAAUAGGAAAGAUUUAAGGCAAUUGCAAGUAGUUGUUUCAUCUAAUGUUUUAGAUAGGACAGAUUGCGUGCGCUCUUUUGGCAUUAUGCACUUAUCUUUUGAUCAAGCCGAGAAGAUUUUGAGUUCUAGAGAUUUGGGCUUACAUCUAUAAUGUGAUUAUAAAUGGAAACCGGUUCGUUCUGUUUUCCAAUUCA
Molecule: messenger RNA, 2756 nt
Organism: Diospyros lotus (date-plum)
Lineage: Eukaryota; Viridiplantae; Streptophyta; Magnoliopsida; Ericales; Ebenaceae
Product: RINT1-like protein MAG2L
Exons: 4
Coding region: 227-2713 (828 amino acids)
Biological process (GO): endoplasmic reticulum to Golgi vesicle-mediated transport; retrograde vesicle-mediated transport, Golgi to endoplasmic reticulum; regulation of ER to Golgi vesicle-mediated transport
Cellular component (GO): Dsl1/NZR complex
Source: RefSeq, a predicted model, not a curated record